AUGCAGUAUCAAUGGCCACACCAGCGCCCUGGCACCUCCUCACCAGCCUGGUCACCUCUGGAGUCCCAAUCUCAGGACAGCAGCUCAGAAAUAUCAAUGAUGAUGCCCAUGACCUUCUACUUUGACUACAAGAACGUGGAUCUGCUGUUUGCGUGGUUAGUGAUGGCUGCAGCUAUGGUCCUGGCUUUCGUGGCUGUGAUUUUGCUAGCCAGGGGCUACAUAGCGCUCAAGAGAGCUCGCCAGGAGUUCUGUCCCCAGUCCUUGCUUUUCCCGAGAUCAAAUGGAACCUGCCCCACAGAGAAGCCCCAAAGCACCAGGCAGCAGCUGCCGAGCACUGGUCAUUUGCAGACGGCUCUCUCUGCAUGUGCACCAGGUGGUCCUGAGCUUCCUGCUGAUGCUGAUCGCAGUGUCUUACAAUGCCUACCUCGGCCUGCCCAUGCUUGCCAGGCCAGUACCAGGCACUGGCUCUUCCUUUGGAAGAAGGCAGAGCAGGCGGAGUCACAGAAUCAUGACAUGAACCUGGUGUUGCUCUAUGACCCCCCCCCUGGACGAAUGAGCCCUCAAGUUCCUGGUCUCUCCAUUGUUCUCUUGAUGCCUCUGGAUCGCAGCGACUCUAAUGAGCUUGACAGAUACUGA
Messenger RNA from Sorex araneus (European shrew), 636 nucleotides. Its product is annotated as high affinity copper uptake protein 1-like. Lineage: Eukaryota; Metazoa; Chordata; Mammalia; Eulipotyphla; Soricidae. The transcript has a single exon. The record is from RefSeq and is a predicted model, not a curated record. Bases 1 to 636 code for a protein of 211 amino acids.